Molecule: messenger RNA, 2142 nt
Organism: Mesorhabditis spiculigera
Lineage: Eukaryota; Metazoa; Nematoda; Chromadorea; Rhabditida; Rhabditidae
Source: the annotation of a GenBank genome assembly
AUGCGCGAGGGUAAUUUACCGCGGGACAGUAGAUGCGUCGUUUGUAAAAAGGUGUGCUACUCCAGCGAAUGUCUAGCCGGAAUGAGGUGCGAGUGGUGCGGGCAGACGGCUCACGCGCUGUGCUACCGACAAAUGGACGGGAACUGUCAGUUCGGUCUAUUGCAAAAGAUCAUGCUACCCCCGAACUGCUUGACAAUCCCGAGAACCGAACUGCCGAUGGAGCAACUGUUGAACAUCACGGCAUCGAGCGAGCAGUCGACGUCUCGUAAGGUGUCGAGCCCCUGCAAGAUCACGGCGGAUGAUGUGUCUUCGGGAGGGGAUGAGGGCAAGGAGAAGGAGGACUACGAGGUGCUCCGAAUCUUCGACGGGAACAAUUCCCUCCGGACCCAAGUCUUCCGCACGGCAUCCGUCCCAAAAACCGCCUCGGCCCAGCAAAUCCGUGAUGCCGCAUUGCGACGGUUCCACAUACAGGACACCCCCGAGAAUUUCUACGUGACGCAAGUCAUCAAUGACCUAACCGGUGAGGAAGAGACCCUCGAAGACCCAGUACCACUUCGAAAUGUGAAACGGCCAGAGGGGAGGAGAGCCCAAGUUUUUCUACGGUAUCGGGAUGACCCGGAUAAGGCGGUGGUGAAGAUCUAUGGUGGAUGGUUACGGGUCCCGGUGACGUUCUGUACGCUGAACGUGACGAAAGAGACGGUCGUCCAGGACAUCGUUUCUGAAUCGCUGGAACAUUUCGGGCUGGACCGGAAGACGUGGAAUCGAUAUAACCUCAUCGAAGUCUCGCUAGAACGUGGUGUGGCUGAACGAACCUGCAAUCACCACGAAAAUAUGCUGCAGCUUGUCCGGAACUUAAGAAAGGACUCCCUCCGACGAUACCACGUCAUCCGAUUCUACGUCCAAGAGAAGGAGGACCCGCACGAUCAUGCUGUGUUUGGAGCCGUCUAUGAAGACAAGAAGUUGAUCGUGUUGUGUUUGCCGAAUGUACAGCCAAAAAUGCUGCCCCCAGACUCUGAACCCCUCCUCGUCCUGGUGAACGUGAAAAGCGGUGGCUGCCAAGGAACGGAGCUGAUCAAGAGCUUCCGGAAGUUGCUCAACCCGUUCCAAGUAUUUGAUGUGUUGAAGGGAGGGCCGCUUGUUGGACUCUACGUGUUCCGCAACAUUCCAAAGUACAAGAUCCUGGCGUGCGGCGGGGACGGGACGAUCGGAUGGGUGUUGCAGUGUUUGGAUAUUGCCAAACAGGACGCCGCCUGUUUCUCCCCACCCUGUGGUGUAGUUCCGCUUGGUACUGGCAACGAUCUGGCCCGAGUGCUCCGAUGGGGUGGUGGUUAUACCGGAGAGGAGAAUCCGCUUGACAUCCUAAAAGACGUCAUCGAGGCCGAUGAGGUCCGGCUCGAUCGAUGGGCUGUCGUUUUCCACGAAGAAGAACGAUCACAACCCCCGACAGCCCCGGCAGCCGAGGGAGGAGCAGAGGGAGAGGGAAUGAUGAAUAAUCCAGAGGAUCAGACGAGCAUGAUCAUCAUGAACAACUAUUUUGGGAUUGGGAUUGAUGCGGAUGUGUGUUUGAAGUUUCACAACAAGCGCGACGCCAACCCCGAGAAGUUCCAAUCCCGCCUGUUCAACAAGACGCAAUACGUGAAGAUUGGUCUCCAGAAGGCCCUCUUCGAAAGGACGUGCAAAGAUUUAUGGAAGCGGAUUGAGGUGGAGGUGGAUGGGAAGGUGAUCGAACUGCCGAACAUCGAGGGGAUCAUCGUGUUGAAUCUGUUAUCAUGGGGAAGUGGAGCCAAUCCAUGGGGGACAGCAAAGGAGGACGAGAACUUCUCGAAGCCCACGCAUUAUGAUGGGUUGCUGGAGGUCGUUGGUGUCUCUGAUGUCUCCCGCCUUGGCCUCAUCCAGUCGAAAUUGGCGGCGGGGAUUCGAAUCGCGCAGGGAGGCAGUAUCCGCAUCACGACCCACGAGGAAUGGCCAGUACAAGUGGAUGGAGAGCCCCAUAUCCAGCCCCCAGGAACAAUCACCAUCCUCAAAUCGGCACUUCGGGCAAAUAUGCUGAAAAAGCCGAGGCGAAGGACGAGAGGACGGUCACCUGUACCAUUUGGAGUCGUCGCGUAUACGCCUGCGCCGGCUUAUAUGUCGCCAAGAGCG